AUUUUCAACCUCACGAGAACAUUGAAUGUCAUAUUCCAGCAUUGAAUUAUAUAUAAAAAACCAUUCAUCCCUCCUCUUUUAAGACUAACGUUACUAACAUCUAUACUAAAGAGGUUCUUGCUAUGCAAGGACUACUAGGUACUCUGUACACGUUUUAUCACAAUGAUACAAAUCCUAUGAACAACAACCCGUUUACUUCAAAAUGGCUUCUGAACAUCACAUAAACGUACUGCCUCUGGAGUCAUUCAACCUGACUGCCGUUCCAGCAAGUACACACAAUAUUUCGUGGUCUCCCGACGCUGAGCUGGCUCUCGGUUGCGAUGACUGCGUCAUCUUAUUCAUUCCCGAGUUCUCCAUUCCCCAGGCCGGAGAUGGUUUGGAUUAUGGAGUGGUGAGGCAGUAUAAUGAGGCUGCCCUUCGCUUUCCGAGCGUGGAACAUAGGGACCCCAAACUAAAUCGACCGUUGUUUGACCUUGUUGGACAAGAGUUUCCGCGGUACGAUUAUGUUCCGGGAGGUGGUGGUUCAGGUACAGUUGCGGGCCAGGGUAGCUCCAUGAACCAUGUGGUGGCGUUGGAGUGGUCUCCCUGUGGGCUAAGUCGUAUGAAUCGAUCUGUCCUUGCUGUCCUCUCUGGCUCUGGGGCCAUCGUCGUCUACUGUGAAGGUGCUUCCGAUGGGAUGAGCCAUUAUAACCAUCAUGGGCACAGCACUAGGUCUUUAAGACCGUGGCUGGCUGCUUGGGGCGUAGGCGCAGGCUUACUGUUGCCAAUCGCCCACGGAAAUAAGGCCGAGUACAUGAAGGAGUAUAUAACAUCCUUCGCAUGGGCCAAAGACACCGACGGUUAUGGCGCACUUCUUGCGUAUGCCAACGAUGACGAUGAGAUCGCUAUCGUCUCGGUUCAAUCCCAACAUGAUUCUAAUGCGACUCCUGGCGAUGGUGGUAAAUGGAGGGUUGAAGAGGUUGCAAGAUUCGUUGCCGAAGGACCUCAUCCAGAAUCUGAUCCGACUGAUCCGGACUAUUCACCAUCCGGCUCAUCGUUCUCACUGAGUUGGAGUCCAUGGUUAAAAAAGGGCGAUUCAAAGAUUAGCAUGAUAUCCUACAUCACAAAGGACUAUGUCGGGUUUAGGAAAAUCACUAUAAAGGGGCCACAUAGCGAUAUGCAGGCUCCGGAAGUGAUUGCCAGUCAUGUUGAUAUAAAUGGCGUCUGCCUUUACCUAGCCCCGGACGCAUUCGUGGUUUGGGAAGACCUCAUAUGGACGAUUGGGACUUCAAAGGUUUGCCGCGGUAUGAUCGCCACGCCCACUAAAGUACAGGCGUUUCAAGUCCCCCUCGACGGGCCUUGCUUCAAAAUCGGCAAGCACCAUACUGAUGAAUGUGGCACUACGUACCCGCCACCGGAAAACAACAGCGUAGCCCAAAAUCCCAUUACCGGACUCAUUAUUCAUCCUCCAUCAUUAUCACAGACAACACCAUCGCCCUCGUACUCCCUCGUACGACUUUCCGCGUCUCACGAGAACGAUGGUUGGUAUCAAACCAACCUUCCCCUGCCUCCAAACCCCGAAGAUGGUAGUCUUGGACCGCGGUGGGCUACCGAAAUCAACCAGAUAGUCCAGCUCCAUCUUCCGCGAGCUCUCGCAUAUCGGCACGUCUUAGAUGGCGCCAGUGUGGAGUCGGAAGGCGGCUUGGACUACGACGAUGAUAUGGAUCUUGAGUCCCCAGGGGAAACCGAUUCGGAUCUCGAGGAUGGCUUUGCCGGCAUAGAUACGGAGGACCAGGUGCAUGUCAACAGAAUCCGCAUCUGGGGAAUGGCAUCGAGCCCGGGGGGUGGCGUCACCGCUGUCUUCGUCAGCCAGCAUAACACAGUCUCGUACGGGCGAGACACGUACGCAGGGGUGAAGUGCCGGGUACUGUUUGGAAGAUACGAUCGUGGCGCAGACCAGAACGAAACAACACAUACUGCUCUAGCCAUGAAGAAACUCAGCACCGAGGCGAGGGCGUGGGAGUGGAUGUAUGGUGGAGGUCCCCCUGUUCCAGGCGUUAGUAUCCUGGAAGAGCAGGACAAUAAGCAGCAGAUCGCGUUAAAGGCUCGGUUUGCAUUGGUCGGCCGCAAGCAGCAGUGCUCCUUCUGCAACCUAUCCCUCGAGCCUAUCGGCAAGGCGUCGCGUUGUGGCAAAGGACAUUUGUUUGCUACAUGUGCUACCACUGGCCUUCCUAUAUUAACCCCUGGGUUGUCGAGGACCUGUGGCGUGUGCGGCUCCAAGUGCCUUAAGCGAGAGGAUAUCGUCGUUAUGGCGCCGGAGCUUAGGGAUACCAUCAUGGGCGAGAUCUCGGCUGAGCUUUGUGGAGGAUGUGGUGGAAAGUUUAUUAACUAAUGCAAACACCACUUGGGAAAUUAGCUGUCUGUCUAGAACACAUAGGUAAUUACCUUGGAUGGGCAUCGCAGCCCGACGCAAUCCUCCAACUUGGCACCUCGUAAAUCUGCUCCCCUAUGUAUAUUCUCUGACCGCUGGAUGCAUCGUAGCUCAGGGCAGGCAUUAGGCAUAGCAAAGAGACAUAAGAAAACUUAGAUGAAGCAUAACUCACAGCCACCUGCCAAUGGCCUACCAAAAUACACCUUCAUAGGCUAUGAUCCCGUAUAUGCGGACAUCCCAGGGCCAUAGGUAUUUAACGAUACAACGUUGUUUCUCUUACAAGAUGAGAUCUAUCACGAAGCUGACAGGAUGCUAAUUUCGAUGGACAAACGACUCACGCGCAUGGCUGGCGCCAU
Molecule: messenger RNA, 2766 nt
Organism: Hypoxylon fragiforme
Lineage: Eukaryota; Fungi; Ascomycota; Sordariomycetes; Xylariales; Hypoxylaceae
Exons: 5
Coding region: 203-2371 (722 amino acids)
Source: RefSeq, a predicted model, not a curated record